AUGUUCAGGUGUGAAGCAAGAAAGGAUGGUGAAGUCCAGUCAAUCACAUGGGCUCGAUUUUUUCGAACCAAGGAGAAGAAGGUUGUAGCGGCUAGAUUGGAUCCGGAUAACCGAAGAGCUCGUCUCAUAUUUGGAAAUGCGACAGCUGCCCAGGCGGGGAAAUACCGCUGUGAAAUCCGUACCGAAGACGGGGAACUGGUCUUCGGCAAUAUGUUCGCCUACUCUCGUCCGGUCAUCCACGGGAACUCGUCCGAUCCUAUGGAAGUAUCACCAUCGGACCCGACGCUCGUCACGUCGAGACCGCUGACUGCUUCCAGGGAAUCUAAUGCGACCAUCGUCUGCCCAGUAUAUGCGUAUCCACAUCCUCACAUCGUCUGGUACAAAGAUGGAGUCCCUCUAGAGUCCUCAGCUCGAGUCUCAUUCCAUAGAAUGCAGUUGAACUAUUCAGUGGGUGGAGCGAUACAGAUGCUGGCAUGCUACGUAAGAUUCUUUUCCCUCUGCGGAUUCUUUCCUUCAACAAGUUCCCGCCGUGACUUGAGCAGCUCUAGUUUUCCUCCUUUCAGAUGUGUGGCUUCGAAUCAGUUCCCCAUUUAUGUGGACGGACCCGAGCAGGAGUUCGAGGUGAAAUUCGAUCGCGAGUUGAAGAUUGGUGUACACUAUGGAUGGUUGCUACCUCUCAUCAUCAUAUUGAUUAUGCUUAUUCUUCUAUUUUUCAUCAUUUAUUGUUGCCAAGCUUAUAAACGAUAUAAAACGAAGCAAUAUCACGUCGCUGAACGAGAGUGA
Molecule: messenger RNA, 783 nt
Organism: Cooperia oncophora
Lineage: Eukaryota; Metazoa; Nematoda; Chromadorea; Rhabditida; Trichostrongylidae
Source: the annotation of a GenBank genome assembly